GCAUGGAGUGUUUCUCGGGGAGAUUUUGCAUUGCGCUAGCACGUCCGUUGACGCAAUUCCACAUCGGUCCCAUCCAUCCUAACCCAACGCUUAAAAGUAAACCUGGGCAAGCGAGAACGCACGUUUACCCCAGGCCAGAAUCUAGCUGGGUCUGGCGUAGUCCGUGAGUGAUUUUGCGGAGAAGGUACGUACUCGGAAGCUCCGAUAUGCCCAAAUCCCUCGAUGCCGGCUCAACCUCAUCAUGCACCCACCGGCUACAGUACACGGAUACGAAAAUGCUGGUACCCAUGGGGUUAUAAGCGGAGUAAAAGGGAGGGCAACAUGCGGGGCACGUCCAUAUCUGGUCUUGUCGUCACGGGCGAUGCGAAAAUUUGCCCUCUAGUCCCUGGUGCAUCCCGUCCUUCGCGAAGCAUAAAGCUGGCGGUAUAUCUCUGAAUGAUCAGCAUCGGACCGGAAAUCAUCUCAUCAUGCCUUCCCAUCUCUCUGUCCUCGCAGCCAUCGGUGGCCUGCUCACAUUUGGACACGCCCAAAAUUCGUCAGCCCCUUCAGCCUCAAGUACAUCGACGUACUCGCAACCCAACGUACCGACUGGGGUCCCGAUAUCAGGCGAUUACGAUGAGCCGCUUCGACCUCAAGUACAUUUCAGUCCACCUGCUGGAUUCAUGAAUGAUCCAAACGGCAUGUACGUGGACGAAGACGGAGUAUAUCACCUGUACUACCAGUACAACCCGACCGAGAACGUUGCAGGAAACCAACACUGGGGCCACGCGACCAGUAAAGACUUGUACACAUGGACAAACCAGCCCAUUGCCAUCUUCCCUGGUGGUCCCACCGAAGGCGUUUUCUCAGGAUCUGCCGUCAUAGAUCACAACAACACUAGCGGCUUCUUUCCGAACCAGACCAACGGUGUAGUCGCCAUCUACACCAUCAAUGUUCCCGAGAACCAGACUCAGCACAUUGCCUACUCCUAUGACAAUGGAUACUCCUUCACCAAGUACGAGAACAACCCUGUCAUCGUUCCCGGUGGAACCAACCCCACUCAGUUCCGCGACCCGAAGGUUAUCUGGUACGAGCCCACUGAGAGUUGGGUCAUGGUCGUGGCGUACCCCAUCGACUUCAAGAUCGGCAUCUUCACAAGUCCUAACCUGAUUGACUGGACUCCCACCAGCAACUUCUCCAGCUACGGCAUCACUGGUCUGCAGUACGAGUGCCCGAACAUGGUAGAAAUGCGCGUGCAGAACUCUACUGCCAGCGACGAGUCCAAGUAUGUUAUGUUGAUUUCCAUCAACCCUGGAGCUCCUCUCGGCGGAUCUAUCACGGAAUACUUCGUCGGCACCUUCAACGGCACGCAUUUCGAAGCUGAUGACGCUCGAACCCGGCUCACGGACUUUGCAAAGGACAACUACGCUGGUCAGUUCUUCUAUGGUAUCCCCGCCGACAAGGACCAGGUUACGCUCAACUGGGCAAGCAACUGGCAGUACACCAACGUCGUUCCCACUGCAGGCGAGGAAGUAGGCGAUGGUUUCCGCAGCGUCAUGACAGUACCCAGAGGCCACUACCUCAAAGACCUGCCCCGCCAGGGUCUGUCUUUGAUCUCAUAUCCCUCCAACAUCAUGUCAAUCGUCGAAAAGGAGCUUGCUUCAAGCGACAUCACUAAUAACGGUACUGUCUUCGUAGACUACUCCACCGUUGAGUCGGGUGCACUAUACUUUGAAGCCAAUGUCACUGGACUUACCGGUGGCCCUUCUCUCGCCGGAUCUAUCAGCUUCACCUUCCAAUCUUCGGUUUCCGGCGAGUCAAUCUCAGGUGGUACUUUCCUCUCAUCUGGCGAUGUUUGGCUAGACCGUGGAAAGACCGAGGCUUUCCAGAGCCCUUACUUCAACGACAAGUUCACUGCUACGGGUCUUUACGACGAGAGGCAGGGCUCAUGGAAGAUCUCGGGCAUUAUUGACAGGAGUAUCAUUGAAAUCUUCCUGAACGAAGGCGAACUUGGCGCAACUGCAGUGUUCUUCCCAACACAGCCGCUCGACAAAAUGAUGCUGGAGGUGUCGGGACUGAAUGAGACUGUAACAGCGAGUGUUGGCGUUUGGUCUCUGAAGGCUGCUUGGUUGAACCAGGCAGAUGCCAACGGUACAGUUGUCGGUAACACGACCGAGGGUGGCAGCGCAACUCUAGGCCCUGCAAAACUCUUUUAAGCAUCAUAGUAUAAUACAAUAGCAUAUAUGCAAUAUGAACACCCAAGGCGGACUCACACUCCC
Molecule: messenger RNA, 2258 nt
Organism: Alternaria rosae
Lineage: Eukaryota; Fungi; Ascomycota; Dothideomycetes; Pleosporales; Pleosporaceae
Product: invertase precursor
Exons: 1
Coding region: 468-2195 (575 amino acids)
Biological process (GO): sucrose catabolic process
Cellular component (GO): fungal-type vacuole
Molecular function (GO): sucrose alpha-glucosidase activity
Source: RefSeq, a predicted model, not a curated record